Molecule: messenger RNA, 1278 nt
Organism: Theobroma umbraticum
Lineage: Eukaryota; Viridiplantae; Streptophyta; Magnoliopsida; Malvales; Malvaceae
Source: RefSeq, a predicted model, not a curated record
AUGUUGCUGAAGAAAUCCGAGGCUCUAUAUCUGAAUCUAGAUGAACUAGAAGGUGUGAAGAGCCUUCUUUACGAGUUAGACCAUGAAGGUUUUCCAAACCUCAAGUAUCUCCAUGCCAAAAGUGGCUCCAACAUUGAGUACAUUAUUCAUUCCAAGCAGUGGAUUAUCUCUGAAGCAUUUCCUGUCUUGAGAUCAUUAUAUCUGCAAAAUUUGACAAAUUUGAAGAAAAUUUGCCAUGGUCAACUCCCACCAGAAUCAUUUAGUAGACUAAAAAACAUGAAAGUUGGAAGCUGUGAGAAACUGAAUAAUCUGUUUUCAUUCUCCGUGGCCAAAGUGUUUCUUCAACUUGAAGAAAUUGAAGUGAAUGAUUGUGAAAAUGUCACAGAGAUUAUUUCUGAGGAAAAAGCCAUUGAUGAUAAUGAAGCAAUGGACGCACUGGUGUUUCGGCAAUUACAGUCUCUGAGACCUCUACAAUCUCUCCCGCAGCUCAUUUGCUUCUGCUCUAGAGAGGUUCAUCCAAAGACAAGCAGUACGAGGUCCACAUCAGACAAGAAUUAUAUGUAUGCAGAAUUUGUUCCCUGGCAAGGAAUUGCAGUAAUAUUGGAUGACAAGGAAGCAACCAACAAAAGUGUGUCUAGUCUGUCUCGGUCCUUGAGACUACAAUCUCUCUCAAAGCUUUGCUUCUGCUGGAGAGAGGUUAGCUAUACCGAGACAACCAGCACAAGUUCCAGAGAUAUGACACUGUUGAACCAAAAGGAAUUAUAUAUAUGUAUGCAUAUUUUGUUCCCUAGCAAGGGUUUUACAUCGUUCCAUUGCAUUCAAAAUUUGACAAGCUUGGUUAUUAAGGAUUGUAAUUCACAACAUCUGUUUCCAGUUUCCGUGGCUACAACUCUAAUGCAGCUUAAAUUUCUGGAGAUAAACGAUUGUGAAAUGAUGAGAGCGAUAUUAAUCACGGAAGAAACCGGACAAGUCAUAUAUAAGGUUUCGUUUUCUCAGCUGAACUCUCUGAAGCUGAUAAAUCUUCCCAGGCUAAAAGGAUUUUGUUCAGGAAACUCGAUAUUAAUCGAAUUUCCAUCCUUGAAGAGAUUGGAGAUAGACCAAUGCUCAGAAUUGAAGGAAUUUGUCUUCAAAUCUAUCAGUAUAGACAGAAAACCUGAAGAUACUGACUCUGACAGCAGCUUAAAAAACCCUCUCCUUAAUGAAAAGGUGUUGUGGAAUUUAUUUAUUUAUUUCUGUAUUUUCCUUUAUACUUGCAUUACCUUUCUCGGUACAUGUUGA